AUGGGGAUAGAAGAAAGUGCUGAGAAUUUGACUACAACUCAAAGUGUCAAACUAAGUAAUGCAUGGCUGGAUCUUCUCAAAAGUGUGUUUCUGAGCACUCCUCGGGACCUCCCUGAAAUCAUCCUGAUACUGUCUUUGAUUUGUACUAUUGGAGCAUUUUUGAACAUGCAUCUGAAAGAUUUCCCAAUUCCUCUUCCUGUGAUACUAUUUUUAAUUGGAUGCUGUUUUGAAAUUCUGAGCUUUGCAUCUACCCAGAUCCAGGUAUAUGCAGACGCCAUACAGUGGAUGGAUCCAGACAUGUUUUUUGGAAUAUUUACGCCGGUGAUUAUCUUUAACGUUGCAUUUGACAUGGAUAUAUACAUGCUUCAAAAGUUAUUGUGGCAGAUACUCUUAAUUACAAUUCCUGGAUUUGUGAUUAAUUACACCUUAAUUCUUUGGUAUCUGCAAUCUGUGAAUAAAUUAUCUCUGAAGACUGUCCCCUGGUUGCUCUUUUCAGCUGUUCUUGUAAGUUCAGAUCCUAUGCUGACUUCAGCCUCCAUAAGAGACCUGGGUCUUUCUAGAAGCCUCACAAAUUUAAUUAAUGGAGAGAGUCUGCUGACCUCAGUUAUAUCCUUAAUUAUAUACAGUGGUGUUGUGCACGUCAGCUUCAAGUCAAAGCAGGAGAACCAUACUCUAGCCCAUAAUUUACUAACUACAACUUGGUCGUAUCUUAUUGAAAGCUUCAUGGUUGGAAUCUUAAGUACAAAACUGAUUCAGUUAUGGAUGGCUACCAUUUUUGGUGAUGAUGUCAAUCACAUCACUCUCAUCUUUUCGGUCCUGUACCUCAUCUUUUAUGUUUGUGAGCUAGUUGGGAUGUCUGGAAUAUUUACUCUGGCUAUCAUCGGACUUUUUCUAAAUUCUACAAGUUUUAAACCAGGAGUUGAAGCAUUUCUCCUCGAAUUCUGGAAUUGUCUGUCCUUUGUUGGUUUUCUUAUGGUGUUCACUUUCAUUGGACUUCUAAUCCCUGCUCAUACAUAUUUAUAUAUAUCAUUUUCUGAUGUGUAUUAUUCAUUAAAUAUCUACUUCACACUGAUUGUUUUAAGACUUCUGGUCUUUCUGCUAAUGAGCCCCAUUUUGUCUCGACUUGGUCACGGUUUCAGCUGGCGCUGGGCAUUCAUCAUGGUGUGGAGUGAAAUGAAAGGGACACCCAACAUAAACAUGGCCCUCCUGCUCGCCUACUCGGACGUUACUCUUGGUUCUGAGAGGGAAAAAUCUCAAAUACUAUUUCAUGGAGUGUCAGUAUGCUUAAUUACCCUGAUUGUCAAUAGAUUUAUUUUGCCAAUGGCAGUUACUAAACUAGGUCUGCGUGAUGUCACAUCAACAAAAUAUAAAUCGGUUUAUUAUACAUUCCAACACUUUCAAGAGCUAACCAAAUCUACAGCCACAGCACUCAAGUUUGACAAAGAUCUCGCUAAUGCUGACUGGAACUUGGUUGAGAAGGCAAUUAUACUUCAAAAUCCAUAUGCAUUGAGCCAAGAAGAAACAACAGAGCACCAGAAGGUGAAAUGUCCAGAUUGCAAUAAGGAGAUAGAUGAGACCCUCAACAUUGAAGCAAUGGAACUGGCCAACAGGCGUCUUUUGUCGGCACAGAUAGCGAGCUACCAGCGGCAGUACAGGAAUGAGAUUCUGUCCCAGAGUGCAGUGCAGGUGUUGGUAGGCGCAGCCGGAAGCUUUGGUGAGAGGAAGGGAGAAUAUAUGAGUCCUGAGAAUAUAAAGAAUUAUUCUGAAAGCAAAAAACUCCUCUCCUUCCUCAGAAAACUAUUACUCAACUGGGUGUAUAAUACUAAAAAAGAUAAAGGGAGUCCAUCAAGAUACUAUCUUCUUUAUAUAUGCCAUAAAAUAGUCUUUAUGGAUGAAUUUGAGUACACUGGAUACCUUGCAGUAUUAAUGAACACAUAUCCUAUGAUAAUCUGUUGGAUAUCCCGCUUAAAAAACAUCUAUGAAGAAGAAAUAAAAUGUGCUAACUACUAUUUUCUUGCCUUUUAUAUUCUAGAGGCUCUCCUUAAGAUGGCAGCAAUGAGGAAGGAAUUUUUUUCACACAGCUGGCUCCUGUUUGAGCUAGGGAUUACCUUAGUGGGCAUCAUAGACGUGAUCCUGAUCGAAACAGACUCCAUUAGUUACACUUUUGACCUAACUGAGACUGUGGUCUUCAUGAACGUGAUUCGACUCCUUCGUACACUGCGCAUCUUGAAGCUCAUAACACCAAAACUGCUGCAAAUAAUAGACAAAGGGAUGAGCCAUCAGAUCUCUUUUCGGUAUGCUAUACUGAAAGGCUAUGUCCAAGGGGAGAUGGAUGUCCUGAAUAUAAUCGACCAGAUUGCAAGUUCCAAACAGGCUAAACAGAUAUUGUUAAAGCGGGUAACGAGGAAUAUGGAACAUGCUAUGAAAGAGCUAGGUUACUUAGAGUACGAUCAUCCAGAAAUUGCUGUCACUAUGAAAACCAAGGAGGAGAUUAAUGUCAUGCUCAAUAUGGCUAAAGAAAUUGUCAAGGCUUUCAGGUCUGAAGGAAUUAUACAUAAAAUGGAAGGUACUGAAAUCAAUAAGUUAAUCAUGGCCAAAAAGAUUGAGGUGCAUGAUCUACAGUCCGUUAAACAGCCACUCAAUAUUGAAGAAUCCCCAGACUAUGUCCCGUGGCUUAGUAAAGAUCCUGUAUCCAUAAGCUUUAUUCAGGAAAAAGCAAAAAUUGUAACAUUUGACUGUGGAAAUAACAUAUUUGAAGAAGGUGAUGAGCCAGAAGGAAUCUAUGUAAUUAUUUCAGGCAUGGUCAAGCUUAAAAGGUCAAAGCCACAGCAGGAGAUGGAAAGAGUGCCCUCAGAAUCAGAGGUCAAGACGCAUCCAGCCCUUCACACAGAGUAUUUGCUCAGUGGGGAGAUAAUAGGAGAGUUAAACUGCUUGACUAAAGAGCCAAUGCAGUAUUCUGCCACGUGUAAAACUGUCGUGGAGACAUAUUUUAUUCCCAUUAGCCACUUGUAUGAAGGCUUUGAAAGAAAAUGUCCUAACAUUAAAUAUAAUAUAUGGCACAAAAUCGGACUUGCCAUUACUGCCCAAAAGAUCCGGGAACACUUAUCUUUUGAGGACUGGAACUAUAAGAUGCAGUUGAAACUCUGCAAUGUCUUCAUCAGGGAUAUACCCAAGACCACGAAAACCGACAUCUACGAUGAAACCGUAACCCAUGUGGUCCUCAUCCAUGGAGCUGCGGAAGACUGCCAGUUGCGAAAAAUUUAUAAGGCACCCUUCCUAAUUCCUGUGACAUGCUACCAGAUACAAGGCAUUGAAGACUUCACCAAAGUGAUGAUCAUUCAAACUUCAGUCGCUAUAAGAAAAUUCCGGUGGAACGUAAGAAAGUACAUCCCACCUCGUAAAGUCUCUGUCAAGCCAGAUCUUAAAAGCGAAUCACUUGAAACAAUGGAUGAUGAAAGCUUUGAAGAUGAGAGGAAUGCUCAGGAAGAGACACAAGAAAAUGAUGAAUUGUUGGAAGAGAAUAUUAACAUCUAA
Messenger RNA from Psammomys obesus (fat sand rat), 3534 nucleotides. It is a transcript of the gene Slc9c1, whose product is annotated as solute carrier family 9 member C1. Gene Ontology annotation, cellular component: membrane. The transcript has 27 exons. Gene Ontology annotation, biological process: proton transmembrane transport. The record is from RefSeq and is a predicted model, not a curated record. Gene Ontology annotation, molecular function: sodium:proton antiporter activity; monoatomic ion channel activity. Lineage: Eukaryota; Metazoa; Chordata; Mammalia; Rodentia; Muridae. Bases 1 to 3534 code for a protein of 1177 amino acids.